Molecule: messenger RNA, 2167 nt
Organism: Malania oleifera
Lineage: Eukaryota; Viridiplantae; Streptophyta; Magnoliopsida; Santalales; Ximeniaceae
Product: serine/threonine/tyrosine-protein kinase HT1
Exons: 3
Coding region: 785-1915 (376 amino acids)
Biological process (GO): protein phosphorylation
Molecular function (GO): protein kinase activity; ATP binding
Source: RefSeq, a predicted model, not a curated record
UUCUUCAAAAAAUAAAAAUAAAAAUGCUCAAAUGAUCUAAUCAAUUAAAAUCAAUGCUUCGUUGAUGCAAAGUGGAAAAAACAGAGGAGUUGGAUUCGGUGGGAAAAGCGUCCUCUGCGUCGUCUUCUCUACUUUUGAACCCAGCAAAGCAAAUUUAAUUCACGGGACACACCUGAAAUCAUCUCUGCUUUGACGAGUUCGUCAUCAUCAUACUCUUCCUACUACCAAACGACCCAAUCCCAACCUCCUCAUCACUAUCUUACAGAAGCCGUGAAACUCUCUGCUCUCCUCUUUCUUUCUGGAAAAUCGUCAUUUUUGUGAACUCUCUCUGGUCAAUUCCAAAUUUCCUGAAACCAUGAAGACCCAGGUCCGCUUUGCUUUUCCUCUUUCCCCAUAGUUGUGAGCUUUUGAAACGCAAUGCGCGGAGCAGUUGGCCUUUUUCCCAUUUCGUUCUUCGGAAGAACGAAUGUCUGAGAUGGAUAAGGAAAACCCCUGUUUGUUUCUCUCCCCGUGUUUUCUCUAUCUAGAUUCCCAUGGAAUCUCUCUGAUUUCAUCUCUGUUUAUUUCAAAAUUCAAGAAAACCCACUUCGCUUACCGAUUCUCCUUCGGAACCCAUGUUUCUGAAUCAAUUCAUGCACUUCCUAAAAUCAAAUCACACCUUCAGAAGGAGAACUCCUUCUGAAAGUGUGCUUUGAUAGUUACCCAAAGGGAAAAAAAAAAAUCAAUAAUACUCUUAACCUACCCGCCGAAAGAGCCAAUCGAGCCAGAGAAGCCCAUAAUUUCAAUGUGGGCCUCGUGUUUUCGGGAUCUUCGGCUCUGGAAGCCGAAGAACAAACCCUUAACAGUACGUGUACCUUCAUCUUCGAAGACCCAUUUGAAUUCUGACGUGGAGAGCAUGGAGAGGAAGAGAUUUGACAGUUUGGAGUCGUGGUCGAUGAUAUUGGAUUCUGAGAAUGUGGAGAGUUGGGAGGGGGGUUCGCGAGAGGACCUAGAGGAGUGGAUGGCUGAUCUUUCGCAGCUGUUUAUUGGGAACAAAUUUGCUUCGGGAGCUCACAGUCGGAUUUACCGAGGGAUUUACAAGCAGAGGGCGGUGGCUGUGAAGAUGGUGAAGAUUCCGACGCAGAAGGAGGAGGCUCGGGCUUUGCUUGAGCAACAAUUCAAAUCUGAAGUUGCUCUGCUUUCUCGUCUGUUUCAUCCCAACAUAGUGCAGUUUAUUGCAGCUUGUAAAAAGCCCCCAGUGUACUGUAUCAUUACUGAGUACAUGUCGCAAGGAACUCUGAGGAUGUAUCUCAACAAGAAAGAGCCAUACUCACUCUCAACCGAAACAAUAUUGAGGUUAGCUCUUGACAUAUCCCGAGGAAUGGAGUAUCUUCAUUCGCAAGGGGUGAUCCACAGAGAUCUUAAAUCAAAUAACUUGCUUUUAAAUGAUGAUAUGCGAGUUAAGGUGGCAGAUUUUGGUACAUCAUGUCUAGAAACACAAUGCCGGGAAUCCAAAGGGAACAUGGGAACUUACCGUUGGAUGGCCCCAGAAAUGAUCAAGGAGAAACCAUAUACUCGGAAAGUUGAUGUAUAUAGUUUUGGGAUUGUGCUAUGGGAACUCACAACAGCUUUGCUUCCCUUUCAAGGAAUGACCCCUGUGCAGGCUGCUUAUGCUGUAUCGGAGAAGAAUGAACGGCCUCCACUGCCUUCAAGUUGUCAGCCUGUGCUUGCUCACCUCAUAAAGCGCUGCUGGGCAACAAACCCCUCAAAACGACCAGAUUUCUGCAGCAUAGUGUCAGCUCUGGAGAAGUAUGACGAGUGCAUUAAGGAGGGCCUUCCUCUUACUUCCCAUUCCGGGUUGAUCACCCGAAAUGCUAUUUUCGAACGCUUGAAGGGCUGUGUAUCGACGAGCUCUUCUAUACCUGUAUAUGCUUGAUUCCAGUGGAAGGUAUCAAAUCAAUCACCUUUUAUGUUUAUGUAACAUUAGGUCGCAUUGGUGGUAGAUUUGUCCAUUAUAAUUUGUAUAUACUUGAUGUUCUUUGUCAUCAUUCCAACUUGAGUGCUUUUGAGGAAUCUGUGGUUGGUGGUCUGCUGGUGGCACCACAAGAAAUGGUUUGGAAUUAUAACUAACCUUUGAUUGUUCUUCCUUUAAAAUAAUCGUAUCAUAAUCUCAUAAUUUUUAUCAAAA